AUGAACUAUUUUUCAGCCUUCAAAACGAAGGCGCUCCCGCUGUUCGCCCCGGCCUGUGAGAGCGCAUCUCCUCCGCGGCCUCCGUCCUGCCGCCGUGUACCGGAGCCUGCGCGAAGCGCCGCUGCUGUCCCGCGUCGGGCCCGCAGCCCUAAGCUGGGCGGCGGCCGACUCGGCCGCACUGCUGGGCCGGGCCCGCUGGCAGCCCGCCACCGGCACCGCUCGCCCUGCAAGGGAGGUGUCCGCUACAGCACUGAUGGGAGUGUAGAUGAAGUAAAAGCUCUGGCUUCUCUGACCGCAUAUGAGUGUGCAGUGGUCGACGUGCCAUUUGGGGGUGCCAAAGCUGGUGUUAAGAUCAAUCCCAAGAACUAUACCGAUAAUGGAUUGGAAAAGAUCACAAGGAGGUUCACCAUGGAGCUGGCAAAGAAGGGCUUUAUUGGUCCUGGCACUGAAGUACCUGCCCCAGACGUGAGCACGGGCGAGCGGGAGGUGUCCUGGAUUGCUGACACCUAUGCUAGCACCACAGGGCACUAUGAUAUUAAUACCCAUGCCUGUGUUACCGGUAAGCCCAUCAGACAGGGUAGAAUCCACGGACGGCUCUUUGCUGCUGGUCGGGGAGUUUUCCAUGGGAUUGAAAACGUCAUUAAUGAAGCUUCUUACAUGAGUAUUUUAGGAAUGACACCAGGAUUUGGAGAUAAAACAUUUGUUGUUCAGGGAUUUGGUAAUGUGGACCUGCCCUCUGUGAGAUAUUUACAUCAUUUUGGUGCUAAAUGUGUUGGUGUUGGUGAAUCUGAUGGGAGCAUAUGGAAUCCAGAUGGUUUGGACCCAAAGGGACCAGAAGACUUCAAAUGGCAACGUGGAACAAUCCUGGGCUUCCCCAAAGCAAAGAUCUACGAAGGGAGCAUCCUGGAGACGGACCGUGACAUACUGACCCCUGCUGCCAGCGAGAAGCAGCUGACCGUGUCCAGUGCACCCAGAGUCAAGGCCAAGAUCAUUGCUGACGGUGCCAACGGACCGACAACACCAGAAGCUGAUGAGAUUUUCCUAGAGGGGAACGUCAUGGUUAUUCCAGAUCUCUACUUGAAUGCUGGAGGAGUGACAGUAUCUUACUUUGAGUGGCUGAAGGAUCUAAAUCAUGUCAGCUAUGGCCGUCUGACCUUCAAAUAUGAAUGGGAUUCUAACUACCACUUGCUUAUGUCUGUUCAAGAGAGUUUGGAAAGGAAAUUUGGAAAGCGUGGUGGAACUAUUCCCAUUGUACCCACAGCAGAGUUCCAAGACAGGAUAUCGGGUGCCUCUGAGAAAGAUGUCAUGCACUCUGGCUUAGCUGACACCAUGGAGAGCUCUGCCAGGCAAAUCAUGCGCACAGCCAUGAGGUAUAACCUGGGAUUGGACCCGAGAACAGCUGCCUAUGUCAACGCCAUCGAGAAAGUCUUCAAGGUGUACAGUGAAGCUGCUGUGACCUUCACAUAGACCGGACCGGACUGCAGCUGACUUCUUCACUACCCUCUUCACCUCUUCAUCUGCAGACCUAUCCCAAGUUUACAUGUAACCACAGAAGUCUCUCUCUCAUGACUUAAUAGAUGAUGGACACCAUUCUCAACAAGUCAAUCCAAAUCAGCCUCUUAAGAAAAAAAGUUAGGGGACCAUAUAUAAGCUAGUAAGUGAUAGUAGAAAUUAGCUAUGUCAGAGAGCCAUUUGGGGCAUUUUGCCUUUAAAUAAAGUCUUUACCCUCUGCCUGUACUGCCUUGCUCCACGGCUGUUUCCCAGCACAGUCAGCUGUAGCCCUGGGAAAGCUCCUUUUGUCCAAGAGCAGUCAGUCCCUUGCCACUUCAGCUCUGGACAGAUAUAUCAGGUGCUUUGACACAUUUAAGAAGCAGGUAUAUGGCAUUUUCAGGAGGUAGCAUGGUCCUCAAGUGAGUUAUUGGUAUUUUACAUCAGCAAAAUAACUCAAUUUUACAGGUUACAAACAAAAAAACCUUUCUCUUUAUGCAUUUUAUUCUUUUAGAAU
Kogia breviceps (pygmy sperm whale) is the source of this 2005-nucleotide messenger RNA. RefSeq names its product glutamate dehydrogenase 1, mitochondrial-like. Gene Ontology annotation, molecular function: L-glutamate dehydrogenase (NAD+) activity. Gene Ontology annotation, cellular component: mitochondrion. Gene Ontology annotation, biological process: L-glutamate catabolic process. The record is from RefSeq and is a predicted model, not a curated record. NCBI's taxonomy places the organism in Eukaryota, Metazoa, Chordata, Mammalia, Artiodactyla, Physeteridae.